AAUGAACUAAUUUUCGACACACAAUCGCUCAACACCGGCUAAAUGAGUUGCAACAAUGACAAUUGUUUGAGGUUAUUCGUGUGAAGCGCUUGCACCCGAUCGGAAAUCAAUUUCUUCGUUUUUUUGAUAUUGAAACAAUAGUCUUUUUUCGUUCGAUUAAAUUUUUCAAAUUGUUUAUUAUUCAAAGGCUUCAGUAUGGCAAAUUGGAUCACAAAAUUAUACGAACAAUUGUUGCAUUCGUUGGAUGACGUUUUGGAUAUUGCUGACAUGGAUAUGGCAAUGCAAACAAUGUCGGUAUUCGAACAAAUUCAACUGACAAAGGAAGAAUUGGAAUCGACGAAAAUUUGUGAAUACAUGAAAGAUUUGUAUGUCGAAACAACGAAUCAAUAUCUAAAAUAUCGCUUGGAAAUUGUGCUUCACCAAUGGCGUGACAUUCUACGGAAUGCUCCAAUGAAGCAGCCUAAGUCACGUCGUGUCGUGUCCAGUUCGGUGUUUGAAGCUGUUAUCAUGGAUGACGAUCGAUUUUUCGAAACAACAAGUGUUCCAGAGCUAUUGCAUCGCUUGCUGAAAUCGUUCGACAAAAAUUACAAGGUGACUGAUAUGGCAACAGUUUUGAAUACAAUCGAUACAUUCGAAAAGAUCGACAUCCCGGUAUCACAACUGGCUACGACGCGUUUGGUAACUUAUAUUCGUCGUUUGCGUCGCAAAACCACCAACAAAUACCUAUCGAAUCGGCUGCGAAAACUGCUCAAAAAAUGGCGUGACUCAUUGGCACGAAACGAGAAGAAUGUUAAAAUGGCAAUCAAAUGAAAAGUUCAGAAAACGAAAACGAAAAUGUAAAAGAAACAUCUUUUUGUGAUGCUACUAAAAUAUCACUGAUAAUUAUCAGUAUUAUUAGUUAUAACUAAUAGUGUUCGAAUCGAUAGCAAAUAAUUUUUUUCGGUGAUCACAUGCAAGGGCUAAAUAUAAUAAUGAAUUGCAUAUAGGAAAUUUAAUUGUUUAAAUUUAAUCAAAUAAAAAUGGUAUUUUAAAAA
This is a messenger RNA of Sitodiplosis mosellana (orange wheat blossom midge), 1034 nucleotides long. RefSeq lists its product as uncharacterized. The coding region runs from base 196 to 810 and encodes 204 amino acids. The record is from RefSeq and is a predicted model, not a curated record. Gene Ontology annotation, molecular function: transcription coregulator activity. Gene Ontology annotation, cellular component: mediator complex; core mediator complex. Gene Ontology annotation, biological process: positive regulation of gene expression; regulation of transcription by RNA polymerase II. NCBI's taxonomy places the organism in Eukaryota, Metazoa, Arthropoda, Insecta, Diptera, Cecidomyiidae. The transcript is spliced from 3 exons.